UGACACCGCUUGUUUUACCUGGACAGGACCUAGCAUCGCCCCUGUGGAUGAACGGGUUCGUCCUGCAGUAAACUCACAUUUGUUUGGUUAUUUUUUAGUUGCGGUUUUUACAUUGUUAUCGAUACGCCGGAGAAAUGGCCGACUGGAAGCCGCAGAUUAGCUACAACUAUAACCCCUCUUACCACGCAUACGCUUACGGCCUCGUUUACCAACCCGGGCCGGAGCAGAACCACGGGAAUACGGCCAGCUGGGGAGAAGCGCCCGGAGUCACGGAUUUGGGCAACUACAACGCCGGGGUCAGCCCAGCCUACUUCGCCUCCACCCCCCGGACUCGGGAGGAGUCUCCACCCGGCAGCCCGGGGCAGCACGCCAUGAGCGGCCACGGUCACUACCAGGGCUCCGAGGCGGUUUACCUGGGCGACUCCCAAGCAGGCCGUCUGCUGCUGGCCGAACCCCACCGGCCUGAGUACGAUACCCGGCCACAUGUGGUCAGGCGGGCCGGGAGCAACACCGCCAGUGACUCGGAGACUCACACCUCACCAGAUUCCUGGAGUUCUGGGAGCAGCAGAGAAGGAAGUGUCCCCCAGGCUGACCCUGCUACAUGGGCAAAGAAAGAGCUGGAGGAAGAAGCGAUCUGUAGGAGCCCUGAUGCCAGAGAGGAUGUUUCCAGCUCUGUCAUGGAGGAGCCCAGAACUGUUCCUGUCAAUGGGAACAUGUGCACCAACGAUACCCAAAAUGCACCCUUAAUUGUCCCAACGAAGGCUUCGGCUGUAAAUACCCCUAAAGGAAAGGUCCGCUCUGCCUUCUCUGAGAGUCAGAUGAAUGCUCUUGUCCAGCGCUUUAGUGUUCAGAGGUACCUCACACCGGUGGAGAUGAAGAAUGUUGCAGAACUGACUGGGUUGUCCUACAAACAGGUUAAGACUUGGUUUCAGAACCGAAGGAUGAAGCUCAGGAGGCACCAGAAGGACACGAGCUGGGUGUCGGAGCGCUACAACAGAAACAGCCCUACUCGUGGACCCAUGUACACCAAUAUGCCACCACACAUCCCACCUUAUCAGGGAGAAGCCCGGCCCCAGCUGAAGGAGCAUUACAAUCAGCGCAUGAUGGAGACGUCUUUUAAAAAGGCGGCUCCUCAGAACCUCGCCCUCUAUCUGGCCGCCAUUAACUCUGUUGCUGGAGCUGCUGGAUACCCUCCCUGGGCCUCAGGCUCGUCCCAGACCGCAGUGCCCCCCAGGCCCCAGGCCUGGUCCAUGCCUCCAGGAGUCAACCACUAUGAAUACAACAACAUGGCAUUCAACUCAGCCAGCGCCGCCCCUGCAAAUAACACUGGACAUGACACGCGAUUCGAAAGCAAAGACGGGGACACCCGCGGCACAGCCAUGGUGUACCACGGCCAGUAGUUGUUGUUGGGUUGAUGAGUUCGAGCUUUUUCUGUAAUAUUUACCCAACAGCCCUGUUUAUAUUCCAUUUCACUGGGAUUGAAGUCUUUUUUGCAUGGUCGAGUGUACAUAUACCCAAUCAAAAGUAUUUUUACCAAUUCGUUUUAUUUUUGAUAUGCAACUAUUUAAUGUUGGUGUGUUCUUUGCGCUUGGUGGUGUUGGAUGCAUUCUUGGAUCACGUUGUUUUUUUUAUAACAAUUUUUAAAGCAAAGUACUGAAAGAUAUCUGCUGUGCACACACUUUUUUAUAAAAGCCAGUUUCACUCCAGUAACUUUGCUGACAUUUUUUGACAAACUGUGAUUACUUUUUUAUUUUGUAAUUGAAUCAUAUAUGGCUAAAUGGGGAAAUCCUUCAUAUGCAAGACACCAGGACUCAAACUUGCAAUAAUGUAAAAAAAAAAGGAUAGCAACUACAAAUGUAGCAUUUUCUGUGAUCAUAAAGAUGUUCAAAUUGGCUUCUCUAAAUGUACAAGGAUAUAAAACCCAUGAAAAAAAAUCCUGAAUUUCUUGCUGGCACUGUGUUAAAAGCAUUUUUAUUGAAAAGACUAUUUACAUCAGAACCAAAACCAGUCAAUGGUGACCAUAACAUACAAUGUUGCUCCCAUCACCAACUUUCUUCUAAACUGCAUUCCUCUUAUCCUCUGGGCCAUGUGGAGCUUGACAGGUGACUUGCAAAACUAUUAUUCCAAUAUGUAAAUUGACUGUUGAUACUGUGUGUGGGUGAAGUAUAAUUGCAUGUAACACCGGCACUGCUGCAUUUUUAAUAAAACUACAGUAUGAGA
Messenger RNA from Gymnodraco acuticeps, 2220 nucleotides. It is a transcript of the gene nanog, whose product is annotated as nanog homeobox. Gene Ontology annotation, biological process: regulation of transcription by RNA polymerase II. Gene Ontology annotation, molecular function: RNA polymerase II cis-regulatory region sequence-specific DNA binding; DNA-binding transcription factor activity, RNA polymerase II-specific. NCBI's taxonomy places the organism in Eukaryota, Metazoa, Chordata, Actinopteri, Perciformes, Bathydraconidae. Bases 135 to 1400 code for a protein of 421 amino acids. The transcript is spliced from 4 exons. The record is from RefSeq and is a predicted model, not a curated record.